AUGAGAUACACAACCCUUCUCAUAGCCACUGGCCUUCUGUCUUCAGCAAGUGGUUUUGACAUCGUCCGCCGAAGGGACGCCACCAAUGCUACGUACAAGGACCCAAAUGCCUCCAUUGAGUCCCGUGUGACUGACCUUCUCUCUCGAAUGACGAUUGAAGAGAAGACGGCACAACUCAUCCAAGGCGACAUAUCCAAUUGGAUCAACACGACGACCAAUGUAUUUAACGCGUCGGGGCUUGUAUGGAACAUGGACAAGAGGGCUGGACAAUUCUACGUCGGAUACCCAAUGGCGCAGUCAUGGAUCAGCGAUGGAAUCAAGAGAGCCCAAGACUACCUCGUGCACAACACCACAUUGGGGAUACCUGCCUUUACACAGACUGAAGGUAUCCACGGCUUGUUGGUCGGCAAUGCAACUAUUUUCAACAGUCCGAUCGCUCAUGCUUGUUCUUGGGACCCCGAGUUGAUCAAGGACAUGGCAGCUGCAAUCGCACAAGAAUCAAGAGCCCUCGGCAUCAAUCAGAUCUUCGCUCCAUUGGCCGAUCUAGCUCGUGAACUUCGGUUUGGCAGAGUCGAAGAGACCUUCGGUGAAGAUGGUCAUCUCGCAGGUGAAUUGGCAUAUAGUUAUGUCAAGGGUAUCCAGGGAGGCAACGUCAGCUCAACAGUCAAACAUUUCGCUGGGUUCUCUGCACCGGAGCAGGGCAUCAACACCGGGCCUGUACACGGUGGUGAGCGAGAGCUUCGUACAACAUGGCUGCCCCCCUUCAAGAGAGCCAUCAUCGACGGAGGCGCUUACAGCAUUAUGGGCGCGUAUCAUUCCUACGACGGCAUACCAUCUAUAGCCGAUCAUCUGUUGCAGGAGACCAUUCUGCGCGAUGAGUGGGGUUAUGAGUACUUUAUCACUUCUGAUGCGGGUGCUACGGACCGCUUGUGCUGCUCAUUCAAGAUGUGCGCGUGUAAACCCAUCGACAAAGAAGCAGUCACAUUAUACACCCUACCUAACGGAAACGACGUAGAGAUGGGAGGCGGCUCGUACAAUUUUGAGACCAUACCGAAGCUCGUCAAGGAAGGCAAGCUGGAUAUCGAAGUUGUUGACAGAGCGGUUACGAGACAGCUUCGGGCCAAAUUUGCAAUGGGUCUUUUUGAGAACCCGUAUUUGGGACUUCCGUCAAACGCCACGAAAUCUGAGAUCCAUACUGAGGAAAACGUUGCUCUUGCUAAGAAGCUCGACACGGAAUCCAUCGUGUUACUGGAAAACCAUAACUCCACCCUGCCUCUCUCCAAAUCUGCCAAUGUCGCAGUCAUUGGCCCAAUGGCCGACUUCAUCAAUCUUGGUGACUAUGUUGUUUACCGCUCGCAAUACAACCCAACCAAUGUGUCGCCUUUGAAAGGCAUUCAAGACAUAGCAACCGGAAAGGUUACUUACGCUAAGGGCUGUGAGCGCUGGUCCAACGACCAAUCUGGCUUCCCUGAAGCAAUUGCAGCAGCCAACAACGCAGAUGUCGCAGUCGUCCUAGUGGGCACCUGGUCCCGCGACCAACAAGAACUCUGGCAAGGUCUCAAUGCCACGACUGGCGAGCACGUCGACGUCUCGUCUCUCAAUCUCGUCGGCGCAAUGGGUCCGCUGGUGCAAGCAAUCAUCGAGACAGGCAAGCCAACCAUCGUAGUCUACUCAUCCGGGAAACCCAUCACCGAGCCGUGGAUCUCGUCUGCAGCAUCUGCAUUAGUGCAGCAGUUCUACCCCGGCGAGCAGGGCGGCAGCGCUCUGGCUGACAUUCUCUUUGGGGAAGCGAACCCUUCGGGGAAGCUUUCCGUCUCCUUCCCGCAUGACGUGGGGACCUUGCCGAUCUACUAUGACUAUCUCAAUUCGGGCCGGUAUACCGAAGCGGGGGAGAUCCUUCCAAACGGGACGUUGAAGUUUGGUCACCAAUAUGUCCUAGGUGAUCCGCAGCCGCUGUACGAAUUCGGUUACGGACUUUCUUAUUCCACCUUUGAGUAUAGUAAUGUUAGAGCUUCGCAGACGGAGGCGGGUGCUGAUGAUGUCGUUACAAUCUCUGCGUCCGUAACGAACACCAGCCCUGUGGAUGGGAAGGAAGUCGUGCAGGUAUACCUGCAAGAUGUGUUGGCAAGUGUCGUGGUUCCGAAUAUCCAGCUCAAAGGAUUCAAGAAAGUCCUUGUGAAGGCAGGAGAGACGGUCGACGUGGAAAUCCCUCUGAAAGUAGAAGACUGGGGCCUAUGGGACUUGAAGAUGAAGUAUGUUGUUGAGCCAGGAGAGUUUGUUUUGCAUGUUGGAGGCAGCUCAAAGGAUAUUAGAGGCAAUGCUACUGUAGUUGUGUCGUAAGAGGUCUUAGUAUAGUUCGUAUAGAGAGUUCGUAUAUGGAAA
Aaosphaeria arxii CBS 175.79 is the source of this 2382-nucleotide messenger RNA. RefSeq names its product glycoside hydrolase family 3 protein. Gene Ontology annotation, molecular function: beta-glucosidase activity. NCBI's taxonomy places the organism in Eukaryota, Fungi, Ascomycota, Dothideomycetes, Pleosporales. The coding region runs from base 1 to 2340 and encodes 779 amino acids. The record is from RefSeq and is a predicted model, not a curated record. The transcript has a single exon. Gene Ontology annotation, biological process: glucan catabolic process.